This is a messenger RNA of Zalophus californianus (California sea lion), 1127 nucleotides long. RefSeq names its product NME/NM23 family member 5 (gene NME5). Gene Ontology annotation, molecular function: nucleoside diphosphate kinase activity. Gene Ontology annotation, biological process: CTP biosynthetic process; negative regulation of oxidative stress-induced intrinsic apoptotic signaling pathway; spermatid differentiation. The coding region runs from base 95 to 730 and encodes 211 amino acids. The transcript is spliced from 6 exons. The record is from RefSeq and is a predicted model, not a curated record. Lineage: Eukaryota; Metazoa; Chordata; Mammalia; Carnivora; Otariidae.
UGGGUCUCCUAGCAACAAGCGGCGGUGGCCGGGCGGAGCGGGCGCCGGUUGAUACCUGUGGAGAAUCCCCUAAAUUGUACCCUGAAAAGGCAGAAUGGAGAUGUCAAUGCCCCCACCUCAGAUAUAUGUAGAAAAAACUCUGGCUAUUAUCAAACCAGAUAUUGCUGACAAAGAGGAGGAGAUACAAGAUAUUAUUCUCAGAUCUGGAUUCACCAUUGUUCAGAGAAGAAAACUCCAUCUCAGCCCUGAGCACUGUAGUAACUUUUAUGUGGAACAGUAUGGGAAAAUGUUUUUCCCCAAUUUAACAGCUUACAUGAGUUCUGGACCACUUGUUGCCAUGAUAUUAGCUAGACAUAAAGCCAUCUCUUACUGGAAAGAACUUUUGGGACCAAGUAAUACCUUAGUAGCUAAAGAGACUCACCCAGACAGUCUAAGGGCAAUUUAUGGCACAGAUGACCUAAGGAAUGCACUUCAUGGGAGCAAUGAUUUUGCUGCAGCAGAAAGAGAAAUUCGAUUCAUGUUUCCUAAAGUGAUUAUUGAACCCAUUCCAGUUGGACAAGCUGCUAAGGAUUAUUUAAAUUUAUAUGUAACACCAACUCUGCUUGAAGGACUCACAGUACUUUGUAAGGAGAAACCAGCAGAUCCUUUUAUUUGGUUAGCUGAUUGGCUCCUGAAAAAUAAUCCCAACAAGCCAAAGCUGUGUCACAAUCCAGCUGCAGAAGAACCUUAAAAUAAAAUUCCUCAAAGAACAAAUCACUAUCUUACUGUGAAAGACAUGCUUCUACUUUAAAACAAACAAACCGUCCUAAGGUUUUAAGUAACUACGUGUGAAAUAAAUUGUUUUUAAAAAUAUAAGUUUUAAAAGAAUGUGUUUUGUGUAUAAGACAGCAUUAUCUGAGGUAAAAUAUAGCUUUAGUAAAGGUAUGAUUUUUGUUUUCUAAUAAGAAAAUUGAUUUUAUCCAGAAGUAUUUAGAAUGUUAAUGAAGCAAAUGUAAGUUUUUUGUGAUUGUAAAGUGGCAUCCAGUUAGGAGACCAACAACUAAUUUAUAUAAGACACGUUAGAAACAACUGAAGAUGAAAAGACUGUGUGGGGGCGCCUGGGUGGCUCAGUCGUUAAGCGUCUGCCU